UCCGCCUUUUAGGAAGCUUCGAGUUCACAGGGAUUCAGCUCGGACGUGUCAUGAGUACAGACAACUGAAAGGACACUAUUGAUAUACAUGACUCUCUUCGGCUCUUGCCAUACAGGGAUAAAUCUGCCGUGCUAAAAGUUUGACUACAGUCGUUUGAAUCAUUCUCGGUGCCGUGUUGGAUCUGGAUACCUGCUCAUGUGAGUUUUCCUCCAGCUAUGGAACCCUGGCCUCUCAUGGCCUGGGGCCUGAUGCUGACCGCCAUCAUCAAAGUGGUUCAAUCGAGGGACUUCACGGAAAAAGAUAUUAUUUUUCUCCAUCCCUCAACAACUCCAUAUCCAGGAGGAUUUAAAUGUUUUACUUGUGAAGAUGCACUUGACAACUAUGAAUGCAACCGCUGGGCUCCAGAUCGCUACUGUCCACGAGAGAGCAGAUAUUGCUACACACAACAUAAGAUGAGCUGGGAUGGAAACACAGUGUCGGUGACAAAGCGUUGUGUGGCGCUGGAAGACUGUCUUGAAACAGGCUGCUCUGAGAUGGACCAUGAAGGAAACAAGGUGUGCACAUCCUGUUGUGAGGGGAACAUCUGUAACAUGCCCCUCCCACGAAACGAGACUGAUGCCAUCUUUGCUACCACGUCUCCUAUUAACGCCAGCAUUCAGCCAGCACAGAGUCCCACGCUGCUGCUCUCUGUCUGUAUCAUCAGCCUGACGCUCCACAGUAUUAACUGAGACAAUCAUCCGGAGUGGAAUAAACCUUAACAGCAGUCAGUUAGGAAACCGUCGUCAGCUGUGGGCUUUACCUUUCUCAAAAUGAAGUGUUAGCUCUUGGACUUUUUAUUUCCUAUGAAUACAUUUUUAUGAAUCAUAUACUAAUGUUUGGUUUGGCUCAAGCUGAGUGGUUUUUCGUGAUGGAUGUGGGAUGGGGAUAUUUAUGGCAAAACUGACACAAACCUGCACAUUUUCUUGUUUCGCGUUUUAUACGUUUGUAUAGAUAUAUUUAUUUUUUUAUCAUCCGUUUUUGUAGGAAGCUGAACUGUUGACUAUGAACAUAUUUUUCUGGGGGGGGGUCAGGCUACAUGAGUUUUCCAGCCAGCCCUCUCAUUGUUCGAGUAUUCUUGUCAUCAUGGAAAAGGGCUUGGCACCUAUAGGAUCCAAGUUCAGCGUGUCAUCCAGCAUUCCUCGCUCCUAUAAAAAGAACAUUCUCUGUUUAGUUUUGCACUGUGUAUUUGUGUCAUAAUGCAAGCACUUGUGUACAGAUUGCCGUGUGGAAGUGGAGUGACUAGCAUUGAACAUCUAUAUAGCCUACAGUGGAGGGCUUUAAUAUUAUGAUAUACAUAUGUAUGUUCCUACACAUUUGUCGGUCCAUUGUUGUGUACUGUAAUAUUUCCUAAUCAGAAUUCCUGGCUGACUGUGUAAUCAGCAAAAAAGUGUUGAGUCUGCAGCGACAGUGUUAUUUUUUUCAGGCGUUAUGAUUUGUUUAGGCGAUGUGCCCGGCUGUAAAUGAAGCUAUUUCCCGUUUCUUCUCUGUCUUUUGUUGAGUUAUGAAAAGGAUUGUAACAUUCACUGAAUCAUUUUGUUUAAAUCAGUACAACAUAAAGGGCAAGGUGAUCACAGAAGGGCUGAAAACCUUUACUCAGGUAAUUAUGGACCAGUUAGUGCCAGUUUAGAAACACCUUUAUCCUGAGUAGACCCGGCCGAACAAUCUGAGCUUACAUGCGUUAAACAUGGCUCUGAAUGUGCUCUCAUUAGCUCCGAUUUAUAACAUUGUGUACAUAAAAAGGUUUUUUAAAAUCAGUUUUUACUCUCAUCUUUAAUAUAAAAAAAUAAUAAUACAGAUUUGAAAUAGGGUUGCAUGAACUUUUUAUACUUACAAAAUUGUGAAUGCUGCAUGCCAUCGUGUGCCAAGGCUACUUAUAAAUGUAGAUAUUUUUUUCUACGCUUGUUUGUAAUAUCCCUGUAUAUUCUUGUGUACAUAAUUUUGGAUGUGUUUUUAAAUCACACCUCUGGAGUACAUCGGUAACACUUGUGUGGUCUCUUACCUGUGUUGUAUGUAUUCAGUUGAAAUGUUUACUGAUGUUUUGUUUACUGAUAAUAAAAUAAAUAUUAAUUAA
Molecule: messenger RNA, 2110 nt
Organism: Carassius gibelio (silver crucian carp)
Lineage: Eukaryota; Metazoa; Chordata; Actinopteri; Cypriniformes; Cyprinidae
Gene: lypd6
Product: LY6/PLAUR domain containing 6
Exons: 5
Coding region: 216-728 (170 amino acids)
Biological process (GO): positive regulation of canonical Wnt signaling pathway
Molecular function (GO): acetylcholine receptor inhibitor activity
Source: RefSeq, a predicted model, not a curated record